Capra hircus (goat) is the source of this 5492-nucleotide messenger RNA. RefSeq names its product chromosome 18 C19orf12 homolog (gene C18H19orf12). NCBI's taxonomy places the organism in Eukaryota, Metazoa, Chordata, Mammalia, Artiodactyla, Bovidae. The coding region runs from base 2882 to 3307 and encodes 141 amino acids. The transcript has 2 exons. The record is from RefSeq and is a predicted model, not a curated record.
GCUGACUCCCAGGGACGGGGGAGCCUGGUUGGCUGCCGUCUAUGGGGUCGCACAGAGUCGGACACGUGACUUAGCAGUAGCAGCAGCAGGAGAUGGUGCUGCAAACUUUUCUUCCACCACAAGAAUCUGUUGAUGCUCCAGCUUCUAAAAUGAUUCUUACAAGGAAAUUAAACCAGCAGUCUCUUGGAUGGAGGCAGCCACAAUGCCACUGGUCUCAUGGUGUGGAUCCAUUGAACCCAACUGGAGUUGGGCCACUUCUCCCUCCCUCCCACACACCAUGACACCUGCUGGCCCACUAGUCAUACAGAGCUCUGGACUUGCACCUUGUGCUGGCUCAACUGGGCUAAGUGGAAGUUAAAAGUGGUGUUUGCACAAUGAUACCUCAUUAGUCCCAGUGGGUUUUGACUUAAAGUCAUUCAGAGCAGAUUGGAAGCUGAUUUUGGUUGUUUUUGUUUUGUUUUUAAUAGACCAUAGAGGGUGAAGUGGGUAUAUAUCUCCAGCCCCUUUUACAUGCCUUUUCUUGCUGUGCAGAAACUGUUUGGAUAAUACAGAUCUGUAAUUCUGCAGAAAACCUGGCAUAUGGGCGGAAUGUGCUGGCCUGGAAACCAGCCUUGCAGAUCAAGCAUGGCAAGGCUCAGGGUCUUCAUGCCUCUGGGAAUGCAAGGGGCCUUCCCAGGACCUGAGUUUCAUCUCCCUUUUUUUCUGCAAAACUGACAGAUAAAAAAGCUAGAUGUAAAUCAGAGCUAAGCUAGAAGGUGAUUAGGUAUUUUACAGGGUGAUUUUUAGGUUUUUAAAAGGUUUUAUCAUGAGAUUAAUUCCUUUGGUUAUCUUAAUAGGUAUCUGAAAUUAAACAUUUUGUUAGCUUUACAAGCCCAUGGCUAUUGGGUAAAUCAGGUUACUUCCUCCCUCCUCCCAUCCCUAAGUGCAAUUCCUAAGUGCAAUUCCCUAAGUCAUAAUGCUAUAAUGCUAUCCUGACGUUUGUGCCUGGAAAAUUUUUGACUUCUGGAAGGGUGGAAGGGGGCUCUCUUACAGUUAGGAGGGGGUUGGGGCACGUGCUAUGCCUACACGUGGUCACCGCUGGUGAGCAGAAGGGCCUGGAAGCCAGGAGGCAUUUUAGCAGAUCCAGGACACCUGGGAGCCAGAGCAAGGACAAGCACGCCUGAGUUUUCCUCUCGUCCCUUGGGCAGCCCUGCAGGAACCUCUUGCAUUCUGAAUUCAAGGACUGAGUAGCAGAUAUCAGACAUCUUCAGUCAUUCUGCCAUAGAGUCUUGCUGUCCAAAAGUGAGGGCAGAAUUUCAGCUGGGGGCUUGUAAAUACAGAAUCUCACCCUACCUAUAUGGGUAGUAUUUAACAAGGUCUUCAGUGACUCCUGUGUGCUGGUGGAAAAUCACUGAUAUCAAGAAUAUCAAAAGGAGGAACUUCCCUGAUGGUCCAGUAGUUAAGAGUCUGAGCUCCCAAUGCAGGGGGCUACAGGUUCAAUCCCUGGUUGGGGAUCUAAGAUUCCCCAUGCCACAUAGCAUGGACAAAAAAUAAAAAGAAUAUUAAAAAGAAAAAGAGCGGAAAUUUUCAGGGCCUGGAGAAGAGGAUCCCACUGACCUCCCCUGGGUCUACGAAGAAGUUCUGACUGGUGUAGAGCCAGAAAUUUGUUCUAAAGGCUCAGAGUUCUCUCUCCGAAUUGGGAGGAUAAUUUUACAUUAGGGUAGUUCUGGAUUUUCCUUGGGCUUAAAAACAACUCAUAUAUCCAAAAGAUAUUAAACAAUAGGUUCUGCUCCAAACUUCCAUAAUCAAAUUCCUCGUAAAUGUCUGUGUCUCACAGCCUUGAUUGAAAAGGGACGUGGUGGUGAGAGAGGAAGGUGCCCACCUAAGCCUUGGGUCCAGCCAAAGCUGGAAAAAGAAGCACCACUCACUGCUGUUUUGAUUUUACUUCCUGUCCUGCCCUGUGGCCCAUCAGUGCCAAGGUUCUCCAUUCCCACCAACCCUGGGGUAGUUAGUGCUUGCCCUACCUCCACCCUUGCCCCUGCCUGUUUUUUGCCUCUAGUGUGGCAAACAGUUUCCUGACCCCAGAGAAUUUUUCUAAAGGUCAUUGUUCCAAAGUCUGUCCAUCCAUCUGUCAUCUGUUCAUCCAUAUGGAAUUGAUUUCUUUUAUUCUCUGGUCGUUUCAUCUUACCAUAUCAUCCUUAGAACUGGAUUGUCUCUGAGUGGUUGCUUGUUGAAGCCAUUGCUAUAUGUUAGGAAGAGAAUGUUCAUUUAGAAUCAUCAUGUCUGAGAGUCUGCCGUGUUAACAGUCUUGCUCCAGGUGAGACUUUGCAUCCAUGCUGCUUAUACCUUGUAGGAAUCCAGCCUGUAGGUGGUUUUUCUUCAUCUUUAGGUGAGAAACCUGCCACUCUGCUGGGUCAUCCCGUGGCUACAAGGCUGUGUGGUUACAGAGUCUGUGCUUCCCCCUUCUCUAGCUUGGCGGGAGCUGAGGUACCCUGUCACACAGAAGUGGACCCAGCGCUGGGACUUGUGCACUCUGCCCGGCUUUGUGCGUGGGGAUUGCCUGGGCUAGCUCAGAAUUGCAUCACUGGUGAUGAACUGGUAGAGCAUGUGGGCAGGGUUGUUCAUUAAUCUGUCAUAAAUCAGAAGUUAGAGGGCAGAGAAGACCUUUCACCCACUCUGCUGAUCCUGUCUACUUAAUAACUGAAGGCUGCCCUGCUUUCUGUUUGGCAAAGGAUUUGCCACACGACUGGGGGUGCUGUCCAUCCUGCGCAUGGCAGAGAUCCUGUUCUCUACCACAAAUGGGGAACCUUCCUUAAAACUUUAGGAACAGUAGCAUUUGGGUGGAAAGGCCCUUCACUCACUGCAACUGUCCUUAGGAACCCUUACCCCGAGGUCUGCCGCGAUGCCCGUUGCGGUGGAGGACAUCAUGAAGUUGCUGUGCUCCAUCUCUGAGGAGAGGAAGAUGAAGGCGGCCGUCAAGCACUCCGGGAGGGGCGCCCUAGUCACCGGGGCCGUGGCCUUCGUUGGUGGCUUGGUGGGCGGCCCACCAGGACUAGCCGUUGGGGGGGCCGUCGGGGGUCUGUUAGGCGCAUGGAUGACGAGUGGACAGUUUAAGCCAGUUCCUCAGAUCCUAAUGGAGCUACCGCCUGCCGAGCAGCAGAAGCUCUUUAACGAAGCCACUGCCAUCAUCAGGCACCUGGAGUGGACGGACGCCGUGCAGCUGACCAUGCUGGUCAUGGGCAGUGAGGCCCUGCAGAAGCAACUGCUGGCGAUGCUGGCCAACUACGUCACCAGGGAACUGCGGGCGGAAGUGCAGUACGACGACUAGGCCUCUGCCCUGGGAAGGGGGGUCUCUUUGGAUGAGUCCCCCGACUCGUGGGAGGUGACCGGGGAGCUACGGGAAGCCCGCAUCAUCAGAAUGUCACCUAAACUGCAGCAGCACCUCCUGCUGAAGAGGCUGCUGCUGUGCUAGGUCACGUUGUGGAAAUUAUUGGAGAAGAUGCUGCGCUUUGUGGCCGUGUGCACCUGUGCGUCCUGACAGCCUUUGAAGGGGAGGCUGGUGAAUAGCAAAGCUGUGCCUGCUGCCGUGGGGUGGCAGUUUUUUGAAUCCACACUUGCUCACACAUGAGCCAGAAGAAGGUCAUCACCUUCAGUCUCUCAUCUCAUCACAAGAAGAUGAUGCCUGUCCAGGCACCCAUUUCAGGACCUCCCCCCCACCCCCCGCACCCUGCCUCUUGGGACCUGGGGGGCUGGCCCCUGUUGGAAUCCUGUUUGCCUCUUGAUUAUCCAUUCACCACCCAGUGACUUCUGAGUGGCCUCAGGGAGGGGGCAGUCGGCCUGCUGAGUGAAGCCAAGAACGCCAGUGGCACUCAGUUCCUCCCCCACUAGCUGCCAGACUGGCUUCUCACCCUCCUGGGGGACUGGCUUCUCACCCUCCCGGGGGGCUUGCUUUCCCCAUCUGAACAGUCACAGUAGUUCUUGUGUUCUGCUUUUUAAAUUAAAUAUUUUCAGGAAAAGUAUUUCUCUUUCUGAAGUGGUAGGAUCAUAAACUUACCUAGACACAGGAAAUGUCUCCAUCCUAAAUUUCCCUAAUACUGUUUUUGCUUUGCUUUCAGCACCACAACUUGACUGUCAUCAGAUUGCAGUAAAUGUUUUCUGAAUAGUCCUUUUCUCCACCUAUUUUGUGUAAAGGGUCUCUAAGAUUCAAAGUCGUGUGCUUGGAAUGCAAGGAAGAGAACGGAUUUGUGGCUUUAAAGAGUGAAUGAAAGCUGUGGAUUCCUGGGCCCGACAUCUGAGCCUCCAGGCUGCUGUGGUUCCCUGUGCUACCAGUGUGUGCACGCUGCCCGGGCCUCCCCUGGCAACCACAGGCAUCUCCUGGCUCUCUCCAGGGGGCUGGGAGGAAGCUUCACUGGCCUCCCUGGGAUACAGCAGAAGGCACUCAUGUGGAGCAGAGAUAGUAUCCCACACCUUCUUGUGGGUCAAGAAAACUUCAGGGCAAAUUUGAACCCUUGGUGAUUAAGGAAGGAUCAGGCUGUUAUCUCAGAAAAGUUGCUCUUUGUCUGGCCUCAUCUAUUACUCAUCAGGUGCCCUUCACAGGUCAAAUGCCUGGGGUUGAUGAGGCCACUUGGUCGUUUGCCCUGCUUGGGUUGAUGAGGGAGCAGGGCAGGGCCCUUUUAGAUGAUUCUCCUGACUCAUAGAAGGUGACUGCGGAGCUUGGGGGCAUCUCAUUGCUUGUGUUGGGUCCUACUCUGCCAGGCUCAGGGGACACAGGUGGUCCCAGCUUAAAGGUUCUACACGUGUCCACUGGAUCCCUCCCCUGGCCUGCCUGCCUUUACCCCCGGGGAAGCCACUCUGGGGAGAUGGCCUGAUUCCCAACCAGAGGUGUCAGAUGAAGCAGGCCUUACAGAAUGAAGUCACUGGCCUAGCCAGGUCCUGGGUGACUUGUGGUGGACUCGGGGCCCAAGAGGAGUCCAGACCUUGAGUCUCAUCUCUCCCAGGAGCUGAAAGCACUUUCCUUGCUUUCCUUUCAUGCUCUCCUCACAGUGACUGUGGCUUAGUAUUUCUUCAUCUUCUUUGACAAUUUUUGACUUAUUUAUUUUUGAAACUUGGAAGACACCAGAAAGUAUAAAUGGAAAAUGAAGGCAUCCUCCUCUGCUGCCUGCUGCUCCAGCCCCUUUCCAGAUGCAGCCACUUACCAAUUUCUUCUGUAUUCCUGUUUUUAGAUAGUCUUUUGUGUGUCAGUGUUUAUUGCUGAAAACAGAAAGAUCCAGAAAAGUACAAUGAAAUAAAAACCAUUAAAUGAUCACCACCCCAAUAAAACCUACUGUUAACACAUUUGGCAUACUUUGUGCAAACUUUUUAAUGGUAUGUAUGUUUCUAACCUAUUUUCAUCUUUACUGUUUAGACCCUUUGAACACUUUUACCAAUUAACAUUAAAUAACACCUGUGAUGUAAUUUGAACUCCCUUGUGAACGUAUGUAAUGGUUUUAUAAUAUUCCUUUGCAUAAACCAUA